GGCCGGGCCUCGGAGCUGGGCCAGUCGGCCAGGCGCCAUCUUUGAGGCUGGCAGCCCGGAGGGUCCGUGGCUGCUGCCCGAGGAACGAAAAGCAGUGGCGGCAGCGGCGGGGACAGACCCUGGCAGCGGAUGAGGGAAAGAGUCGAGGCCGCGGCGGAAGCGGUGAAGAGUGACUCUGGCCCGGUCAAGUUACGCUUUCAGGUUUGGGGAUAUUCCCUGCUCAAAAAAGUCCUGGAAAAAUUGACUAGUGUUAAGUGUGAGUAAAAGGUGUCCACAUUUUAUUUUCAAAUUCUAAGUAACAUUUAAUUUUUGUCUUGUCUUGGGUAGAAUUUGACAAGAUUUAGCCUAGAGAUUGUGCAGCUUUUAUAAGAAUCAAAAUUCCUUUUAAGUUGUGGGAUCUAGUUUAAAAAUCUAUAGUAUUUUUAUUUAAACUUUUUUGUUAUAACAUGUCAACAUCAUUGCAAAAUUGAGAGUUUGAACACCUCACUAACCUGAAUAGAUAGGCAGUUAAAUUCCUUAUUGGUAGUCUGUAACUUAAAAAAUUUGAAACAGCUGCUCAAGCAAACUUUUGCAUGACUAAUAAUACUUAAUGCCUUGCUAGCAGAAUUGAUAUUAAUUUAAAGGAAAUGUUGUCUUUCCCCAAAUGUUAAGCUCCCUAUGUUUUCUGUGACUGUGUUCAAGAUGGCUUCUCUGCUCCUCUGCCUUCUAUAGUUUGCUGUACCAUACAGUUGUCACUACUCUGAUCAUUUCCAUCUAUUUUGGUUAAAGAUCAUGUGGAAAUGUUAAUGUUAUACAUGCAUCCAUACUAUACACAUUCAGAUGUGUAAGGAUAUUAUUUCACCAACAUUUGUGGGCUGGUGCAAGAUUUCAGCCUUUUUAAAAAGAUACCUUGAUUCUGAGUUUUUAUCAUUAUUUUUUAAAAUGCAGUCAAAUCUAAAGAUUUUUAUUCUAUAUUAUAAAGAUGAAAAAUCACUCAAAUGCUUUGGUUAUGCACAUUUGUGUAUAUGUGUUUGUGUGUAUAAACCAAUUUGUAUAUAUGUAUAUGCUGAUAUACAUAGAUACACACAUACCUUUGCGUACCUUUACAUACACAUGUAUUUUCAGUAUACAGAUAAUAAAGAUGGGGGAAGGUUUCUGUUUUUUCUUAAUAGGUGAAGAAAUCUUGAAGACCAGAAUUGGAUAUUAUUCAAUUUUUUUUUGUUUUAAAAAAAAAUAAAUUGUCCGGCUGUGGAAGAUGGAUCUUUUUUGUAGCCCUUUGAAUUUCAAGUUCAUCUUUAAAUGAACUAUUUUUUUUUUGGAAGAGAUAACUAACCCUGGCUGUCUCCAGUCUGAGAGAGGUUAUUCGAAUGGACUUAUUCUUCCAGUAGUUGGGAGAUGUUUAAAAAGCACAGCCUGUGUUUGAAUUGUGGCUGAGAGGUGUUUCCUUGGCAAUGUGAGGAGGAAAAUUCUUUCUGCCCCUUUAUUAUUAAUUCAUGGAUUGAGUGUUGGUUCGACCUACAGGAGUAAUAAAUUGGAAUUCAUUGAAGACAGACGAUCCUGUUGAGGUCACCCAGCUAAUGUAACAUUUUAAAGAAGAUUUCAGUGGUUGAACUGCCUGUGGAAGAUUGAGACCAUUUGAGAAAGAAUUGGAACCUGGUUCUCUUCUAGAGAAGUAGUGGCUUGUUUUCAAGCCCCAGCACUUGAUCAGAAAAUCUGGCCAGCAUGUCUAAUCAAGGAGAAGACUGCUACUUUUUUUUCUAUUCUACAUGUACCAAGGGAGAUAGCUGCCCAUUCCGGCACUGUGAAGCUGCCCUAGGAAAUGAAACUGUUUGUACACUGUGGCAAGAAGGGCGCUGUUUUCGUCAGGUCUGCAGGUUCCGACACAUGGAAAUUGAUAAAAAGCGGAGUGAGAUUCCAUGUUACUGGGAAAACCAGCCAAUGGGAUGUCAAAAAUUAAAUUGUGCAUUUCAUCACAACAGGGGACGCUAUGUUGAAGGCCUUUUCCUACCUCCAAGCAAAACUAUUUUACCCAUUGUGCCUGAGUCACCAGAUGAAGAGGUGAAAGCUAGUCAGCUCUCAUUGCAGCAGAAUAAACUGUCUGUCCCCUCCAACCCUUCCCCCCAGCUUCGGGGUGUAAUGAAAGUGGAAAGUUCAGAAAACGUUCCCAGUCCCACACAUCCUCCAGUUGUAAUCAAUGCUGCAGAUGAUGAUGAAGAUGACGAUGAUCAGUUUUCUGAAGAAGGAGAUGAAACUAAAACACCUAUUCUGCAACCAGCUCCUGAAGUUCAUAAUGGAUUACGUAUAACUGGUGCCCGGAAACCCGGGGUCAGCUUAAAGCAAGAAGGGCCUUCAGGAGCAUCUGCUCACUUACUUCAACCUCAACCCAUUCCAGGUCCUGAGAAAGAGAAUGUCAGAACUGUGGUGAGGACAGUGACCCUGUCCAACAAACAAGGAGAAGAGCCCUUGGUACGACUGAGUCUUACAGAAAGGCUAGGGAAACGGAAGCUCUCAGGUAUUGACAGUGACCCUCCACUGAAACGAAGCCUUGCUCAAAGGCUUGGGAAGAAAAUUGAAUCUCCAGAAAUGAAUACUGACAAAACUCCAAAGAAAGUUCAAGUUUCUAAGUCUCUGAAGGAGAGAUUAGGAAUGCCAGCUGAUCUAAACAGUAUGGAGACAACAGCAGAAAGAUCGGCUAAAGGUGGAGAGAUCCAUGUGAAGACACUAGAAGAAAUACGUCUUGAGAGAGCCAGCCAAAAACGAGGAGACUUGCAAGUCAAAAUCAAGAAUGAAGGACCCCAUAAGACUGAAGAUCCCAGUUUAGGGCUGAGGAGUUCUUCUGCUAUCCGAAUUAAAACAUUUUCUGAGGUCCUGGCUGAAAAAAAACACCGGCAGCAGGAGGAAGAGAGACAGAAAGCUGAGAAGGAAAACCCUUCUGUUAAGCUCAGAAUAGAGAGUGAGUCUAAGAAACCAGUAAUCUUGCCUCCCACCAUUGCCAGCAAAGGGCAAUUGGAAGAGCCUACAAGUAAAACAAAGCCCAUGCAGGAAGUACACAUAAAAACCCUGGAGGAGAUCAAACAGGAAAAGGCAUUGAGGGUACAACAGAGUGCUGAGAACAGCACCAACUCCCAGCCGCAGCCUGAGACUACUCCAGUCAUAAGACGACUGCUCCGCAUCACUAAAAGAACAGGUAUAAAAGAAGAGAAGAAACUUAGUGAAGCAGGUGAAACCACAUCUCGAACCUGUGUUACCCGAACAGAGGCUGUUGAGGUUUCUUCACAGCCUUCAGAUGAGAGCACAGGAGAUGGAAUUUCCAAAGUUCAAGUCAAGAAAUUUGAGGAUAUCAUGAGGGAGAAGCGCAUGCAGAAACAGCAAGAGGUGGAAACACUACAGAAGGAGAAGGCUGUUUUAACAUCCCUUCAGGAAGAAGCAGCACCUAGUAACACCCAAGUGGCAGAGAAAUUAGAACUGAAUGCUGUGCCAGGAAUCACCCGCCAGCUGACAAAGCGCAUGCCAAUAAAAGCCCAGCAAGUAGAGGUAGAAACUUCAGGAAUUGGGGAUUCAAUACUGAAUGUGAAAUGUGCAGCACAGCCCUUGGAAAAAAGGAGUAAAGCCAAGCCCAAGGUUAAUGUCAAGCCAUCUGUGGUUAAAGUCAUUUCAACCCCUAAAUUGGCCACCAAACGCAAGGCAGCCGAAGUCCACCCUGCUGUCAUUGCAGCUGUAAAACCACUCAGUUCCAGCAGCAUUCUUCAGGAAAGCCCAAGCAAAAAAGCAGCUGUGGCUGCUGUUCCAGUUCUCUCUGAGGACAAACCAGUCACUGUGUCUGAGACAGAAAAAACCCCAAACAGUCUUGAUCUGCCUCCAAGUCAAGCUUCUUCUGAUCCCCCACUACCAGAAGUAUCUAGUCCUUCUUCAUCCCAAGUGGCGACAAAAAGCCGCCGGCUUAGCUCUGCCUCUUCAGGGAAGCCUGCCCUUUCUGUGGAAGAUGACUUUGAGAAACUGAUCUGGGAGAUCUCAGGAGGCAAAUUGGAAGCAGAAAUUGACCUGGAUCCUGGAAAGGAUGAAGAUGACCUUCUACUUGAGCUCUCAGAAAUGAUUGAUAGCUGAAAGUGGUGAUAAGAUCACUUAAAAAAAACUCACAAAAAACUGGAUUUUGUUUCAUCUAUUAUAACAUUUGCCUGAGGUGACUAUUUCUGUAGGCCAGGAUUUGCCUCCAUCAGAAGUAUACCUCAGAAGUAUCUACACUUGUUUGGGCCUCCUGUGGGUCAAAUUAAAGAGAAGGCCUUUGGGCAGCCAUCCUGUCUAUUAUUGUUUAGCUCUGAGAUAAAGUUCCUUGUCUCACCCCACCCCACUGUUCCCUCCUUCUCCCAAUUAAAAAAAAAGAGAGAGAGAGACAGUAGAGAUGAGAUUGGGUUGGGGGGGCAUAAAGGAGCUUAAAGCUUUAUGGUCUAUGUUUGUUAAUUCUGGCUUUUUUCUUUGGGUCUUCUUUGUUGUGUGUAUGAACGGAUAUAUGAAAGGUUAUUGGAGUUUGAAAAAGAUGAAGACAGCUGCUACUACUCUUAAGGACCAAAUUUCAUGCUGCCACUGAGCAAAAUACACUCAGCUUUUGUUACAUUGUCUGUCCUUUUACAAUGUAUUUAAACUGUUAACAUAGCUUUAGAGAGGGCUAAGCAGCUACAGGGAGCAAACCAGAAUAACAUGGACAAUUCUUCUAGGUCCGAGUUUUGGUGCUUCUGCUACUCUGAAGGCUUCUAACUAGCAACAGCUUAUUUAUUACUACUGUAAUUUUAAAAUAAUUUUUUCUCUUUUGCUUGAAAGUGCCUCGGUGGUCCCAAGAACUACUGUGUUGCUGGGAUCCCCUGGUUUCUUCACAAGAAUUGACAUGAUUAGUAGAACCUUCUUCUCAGCACGAAAGUUUCUCCACGUGCCCCCCCCAAGUAUUUUUCCCUCCCCAAUACUUUUCCACCACCACUGGCAUUGAAUCACCAGGAGUUGUGUGAAGGGCUAUGUUUUUGUUUUGUUUUGUUUUUUUAAUCUGUACUGCUGCAGUUCCAGCAAAUUCUCUUGCCCAGGAUUUCUCUACCUUUAACCACCUAGAAAGAAGCCAAAUCAGCUGCUGAUUUUCAUAUGUGAACUAUAGCAAUACACUGAACCCCACUGUAACAGGGAUGUUGAGAUGCUUUGGAGGUGUAUUGUGUACCUUCCAUUUUUGUAGGUGAUUUUUCCUACUACUUCUGAAUUGAUUUUUUUUUGUUCUUGACGUCCUCUCCACAUCCCCUCAAGGGUUUUAGACUUGUGCUAGAAUAAGCCUAUUCCAGGCUUGUGUUCUCAGAAGGAGAUAUAUUGCAUUGUAAAUAUUUGUGUUCAUAUGGUAUUUUGAAGAAAGGAAAAAAAACUUGUCCAUUUUUAUAAUCCAUUGUAGGUGGUAUCUUGGUUCCCCCAGGGAAAAUUGACCCACCUAUCAUAUUGGCUCCUAAGGAACUGCUGUUGUAGGCGGCUCAUCAAAAGGAGAACUUCAUGUAAUCUCAUGGGAGGGUGGAGAAUGCCACAGGACUACCCAUUUGGCCUUGCUGAGGUCUGAAUGGUUAUGCACAAACAAAAGUAACUUGAGAAAUUUAUAUAUUUAAAAAAAAUAAACACAAUUCCCACCCCUCCCUCUGCAAUUGAAAUUUGUUGUAGGGGGACUCCUCCCCAAGGCCAAGCAUGGAAUGUUCUGGCUUCAUUACCGAUUGCCACCUCCCCCUUCCCCUUCCCCAUUUCAUUCUUGAGAUCUGCACAGAGAUCUCUACUCCCUUUUGUAAAUAACCAUUUUAUUCUUUUCAUUUUUUAUGAUUUUGUUUGUAUCCUAUUUAAAGCACUUGUACUAUUAAUCUGCGUCUGAAUCAUUCAUGUUCAGCAUCAUUUGAACCAUUAGUCAUUACGGAGAAAGACAUAUUUGUGUUUUAAAUAAAACUGGUGUAGGAAA
Molecule: messenger RNA, 5941 nt
Organism: Trichosurus vulpecula (common brushtail)
Lineage: Eukaryota; Metazoa; Chordata; Mammalia; Diprotodontia; Phalangeridae
Gene: ZC3H11A
Product: zinc finger CCCH-type containing 11A
Exons: 17
Coding region: 1702-4083 (793 amino acids)
Molecular function (GO): metal ion binding
Source: RefSeq, a predicted model, not a curated record